Molecule: messenger RNA, 1497 nt
Organism: Coffea eugenioides
Lineage: Eukaryota; Viridiplantae; Streptophyta; Magnoliopsida; Gentianales; Rubiaceae
Exons: 12
Coding region: 66-1175 (369 amino acids)
Source: RefSeq, a predicted model, not a curated record
UGGUCUACUUUAGUCAAAUUCGACUGGGCGUUCCUCCGCCGGCCUCCGCCGUCAUCCCAAGCAAUAUGUCUCCAUUGGCCGCAGCCACUAGCUUCCAUGGCCUCCCCUUCCCUGAAUUCCCUCAAUACCCCUCUCUUCCCCGUCAUCACCUUCUCUUCCCUAAACCACCCUUUUCCCCUCUCUCCCACCCCACAACAUUUCUGAAGUUCCGGCUGGGUCAGCAUUAUCAAACAGGGCUUUUCAUUCGCCGUCCUCAGUACUCAAUUACAACAAAACCGCAAGAAUUUAGUGAUAGUACCUAUGAUCGAGAGCUUCGGUACGUGCUUGAGCUUGCUACAGACGCUGAAUUAUAUGAGCUUGAGCAAAUUUUAUUUGGUACAAGUUAUUUUAGUCCGUUAUUGAAGUCGAUUGCAAAAAAGGAAGAUAUUGAUUACUAUAUGAUUGGAGUGGACCCGGAGGAAAGAGAUGAGUAUAUAUCCAUGUUGGAGAAGAGAUUCUUGUACCUUGCUGCCGAUGCGCGCUCUGUUUUGAGGGGUUGGAGGCCUUCCUAUAGGAACAUACUUCUUGGAGUGAGGAAAAAGUUAAAUAUACCUUGUUCAUCUAAAUUGGCUACCGAGGAUCUAGAAGCAGAGAUUUUUCUUCACAUGCUGCAAGACUAUUCAGGACAAGCAUCUGGCAGCUUAAAUGGGUCACAGGAAAAUGUGAAAAAUUCUGAUGGCAAUGGUACUUUAGAACAUGGACUCAGUCAGUGGAAGGUCCAAACAGCUACUGCUUUAAGGGAUGGGGCUGCCGAUCUCAGAUCAAUGAUAUUGAAGGGUGGCGGGGUGCUCACACUGGGCAAAUUGUAUGAGCUGCUAGCAAAAGGAUUAUCUGGAAAGAUGUUCCAGGAAGCUGCCAAGUAUCAGCUGAAGAAUGAAUUGAUUAAAGAGGGGGCAAAGUUGGCAGCUGUCAAUCUUGAAUCCAGAGCGGCUUUGCAUGCUGCAAAGCAGGUAAAGAGUGUAGCAGGUGCAGCCUCCCGAUAUCUGGGGAUUAGGAGUAUGAUGACACUUUUGGGCCCAAUGCUCUGGGGAACUUUUCUCGCAGAUGUUGUCGUUCAAAUGCUCGGAACUGAUUAUGCUAGAAUCCUGCGGGCCAUCUAUGCAUUAGCACAGAUUCGCAUCCUCCACACCAAAUAGGUAUCCACAUGAUAUUAACUGAGAGCGGCCUGUGAAAAUUGUACAGCACGUCUUGUCAGAACUGACAUCUUGUUUUGCUUCACGUUGGAAGGUAUUUGCUGAAAAGUUAUCCGCAGGUUACAACUGGGAAGGUGGUUCCACUAUUUAAUCGGGCUAUUGUAUAUAGUACACAUAGACAGCUCUAGUUUCGUUCUUCAGAAAUUUUUGAUAGGAGAAGCUGGUUGUAUAUAUCUUAUUCGACUGCAGGACUGCUUUGACUGCAUUAUCUUAGUUAAGGCACUCACUUUGCCUAAUAUGAGUACUUCUGCAAGAUAUUAUUAUU